Molecule: messenger RNA, 2595 nt
Organism: Chaetomium strumarium
Lineage: Eukaryota; Fungi; Ascomycota; Sordariomycetes; Sordariales; Chaetomiaceae
Product: heterokaryon incompatibility protein Het-C-domain-containing protein
Exons: 5
Coding region: 1-2595 (864 amino acids)
Source: RefSeq, a predicted model, not a curated record
AUGACGACCUUCAAACCCUACCCGUUCCUGCUCGGCUUCAUCGUUCUCUUCUGCUUCGUGCGGCCAACUCUUGCUUUCGGCGCCGGCAACAUCCAGGGAAUUUCCGCCAUUGAAGGCCAGAACUGGCGUCACGGUGAUAUCGAGGAUGCGCUCCUCAAGAUUGUCAUGGCCCGCGCCGUCGGGGGCAAGCGGUUCGACAAGCUGAUGGUUUCCCGUGUCUACUUUGGCAACUGGCUCCGCGACUACUCCCAGGCCAUUGACGUCGGCACGGUCAAGAGUGUCUCCGCUGAGGCCAUCCGCCUCCUUCUCUGCAUCCUAGGCUUCCUCACCUUCGGCUAUGGGAGCCGUGAGUUCGAGGUCACCGCCGAGCGCCUGGGCUGCUACCGCCCGGAGGACCACAUCGACAACCCCAAGAACUACGCCGAUAACGUGGACGCGAGACAGUAUGACCGCCGUCUGCGCGGCCCUGUUGAUGAGUCGGUCGAGCUGGCUGUCGAUGAGCAGUCGGGCAUGAAGAACUACAUUGCCAACGAGAAUGCCGGAAUCAUGACCUCGGCCCUGCAUGUGCGCCGUCUGUUUACCAAGUGCAUCGAGCUGGGCCGCUCCUAUGGCCGGUCCAACAACAAGGAUGAACUCUACGAAGCUCUGCGCCUGCUGGGCACUGGCCUGCACUGUCUCGAGGAUUUCUUCGCUCACAGCAACUACACCGAACUUGCCCUAAUCGAGCUGGGCGAGCAGGACGUUUUCCCUCAUGUCGGCCGCAACACCAUGCUGCGGAUUCCCGGUGCUCGUCGGGAGGUUUAUCCCGUAGUCACUGGCACCUUCGGUGGUGUUGACUUCUUGCACUCGGUUACUGGAGAGCUGUCCGAUAAGAUGAUGCAGAGUGAGAUUGAGGACUUGGAGGGAACUUUGCAACAGAGCAGCAACAACGACACUAGCCUCCUCCGCGACCUCCUCGACAAGAUCCCCGAUGGCUUGCUUGGCAACAGUGACAAGAAAUCGAAGAUGGAUGAGAUCCAGAGCAACGCUCAGGCUGCCCAGAUGGAGAACAUGAGCGUGUCUCCGAGAGAGCCCGAGGAGUUCACUCUCUACGUCAGGAACACCUUCAAGCAGGUCAUGCCUGCCAUCGAGUUUCACGACCAGCUUCUCAUGGACAUCGCAAAGGCCAUCGAGAAGAUCCCGAUCCUGCCCAAGAUCAUUGAGCAGUUGGAGGAGCAGAUGUCCAUUUUCGUCUUUUCGGUCAUUGCCCCCUUCGUCGUGCCUCUCAUUGAACAGAUCAAGAACGAGCUCGCGACUGGCGCUUCCGAGAUCAUCAACAGCAGCAAGAACGAGCAGCACAUCGUGUUCGAAGACGAUAACUGCACCGACCCGACGCACUCGAUGCUGUCCAAGGAUCAUUUUACCAACAUCCUGAACGAAAUCGCCGGCCGUACCGCUUCCAAGGUGGUCUCGUGGGUGGUGCCCCAGCUGAUGAACGCGUGGGACGACGACUCGGUCGACGUCGACCGGCUGCUCAACAAGAUCAUCUACGGCGUGAUGCACCACCCGGCACAGCGCGAGAUGGGGCCCGACGGCGCCGAGGAGGGCCGCAGCCUCAUCUUCGACAGCGUGCGCGAGUGGUGGGAGGAGAUGGACGAGGGCCAGCGCGACGAGUACCGGCGCAAGCUGAGCCGCGAGGGCGUGGAGAACGGCGAGAACCACAAGGAGGGCCAGCACGAUUCGGGUCACGGGUGCGGCGGCAAGCUCAAGAUGCACAAGAACUACAGGAACGAGGCACCCGAGACCAUGGAAGACAAGAUCGCCGGUGUGGCUGCGGAUGCCAUCAUGGAUGGGGUCAAGCAGGGCUUCCAGGGUGCGGUGCAGGAUGUCGCGGCCGGUGAUGGUCUUCAACAGUCGGGAGGUCUCGGUGGUUUCAUCAGCAGUGUCGCCGGUGGCAUCCUUGGCGGGUUCCGGAAGGAGGAGAAGGAGACGUACGCUUCCGGCGGCCGGACCGAGGAUGGCGGAUACACCGAGACCACUACCGAGUAUGGCCGCUCGGGCGACCGGUACGGCGAGGCUCAGUACACCGAGACGCAGUACGGCAGCGGCGGUGGACGGAGCGAGUACCGCCGGUACGAGGAGCGGGAGGACGAGAGCGGACGUGGUCAGAGCUACGGCUACACGGAAGAACGCACCGAGACGCGGUACGAUGGCUCGGGCGGUUAUCGCCGCGAGGAGGAGGAGACGACCAGCUAUGGUGGAUACGGUCGUCGCGAGGAGGAGACGACCAGCUAUGGCGGGUACGGCCGGCGCGAGGAAGAGACGCCCAGCUAUGGCGGAUACGGUCGUCGUGAGGAGGAGACGCCUAGCUAUGGCGGGUACGGGCGGCGGGACGAGGGCGAGAGUGGCCACGGUCGCCGCGAGGAAGGUGAAGGCUAUGGCGGGUAUGGCCGCCGCGAAGAAGAGAGCAGCUAUGGCGGCGGGUACGGCGGCGGGUACGGCGGCCGGCAAGAGGAGGAGAGCUAUGGCAGCUCCGAGCGCCGUUAUGGUGGCGGCCGUCGGGAUGAUGAUGAGGAGGAGGAAGAGGGCAGGGAGCGCCGUGGCUGGGGCUAUUAA